Homarus americanus (American lobster) is the source of this 5396-nucleotide messenger RNA. Its product is annotated as gastrula zinc finger protein XlCGF57.1-like. The record is from RefSeq and is a predicted model, not a curated record. Gene Ontology annotation, cellular component: nucleus. Lineage: Eukaryota; Metazoa; Arthropoda; Malacostraca; Decapoda; Nephropidae. The transcript has 3 exons. Bases 656 to 1441 code for a protein of 261 amino acids.
CUUUGCACCUGACUACAACAAAUUCCUCCACCUUGUACAUUUUUCUCAAUUUUCUCAAGAAAUAAUUAUUUUUGGACGAGAUUGAUUUUAGUGGAAGUUGUUGGUGAGUUAGUGAUUACAUAUUAAUUAUGUAUGUAGUGCUUCUUGGGGAAGAAAAAAGAAGAAAUAGAAGAAAUAUGAAACGCAUCAACAGUGAAGUCUGCUACACUACAUAGUGUAGAUUAGUUAAUUAUAUAUUUUAUUUAGUAAUGUUGAUAACUUAUUUUAAUUAUUAAAGUAGAUGUAUAUGCGGUAAUGUAUGUGGAAAGAUCAAAGAUGCUAUUUCGAUGAGAUUAGGUUAAGGUUAAUCUAUUGGUCUAACCCGACAGGGCUGCAUAGUGCCAAGGCGGCCGUAUCAUCUCGCGUCCAGGAAAUGCCUCAAAUUUAACCAUAUAAGGCUACCCCAUGGUGACAAAUCCUGCCAGAGGCUACCCCCCAGAGUAUUAUAAUCUGUCAGAGGCUAUGCUAGAGGCUACCCCAGGCUGCUAGAGGCUACCCCAGGCUGCUAGAGGAUACCCCAGGCUUAUAUAACACUGACUGACAAUUUGUCUCUUUUCAGAAAAAGAUAGUGUGACAUCACAUUUCAAGACCAAGUGUAACAAAGUUGAAAUUCACAAUGUCAACCAGACAAGAAAAGUUCUCCUGUGAAGAAUGUGGCAAACAGUUCUACUUGAAGUCUACUCUUAAGACACAUUUUCUUGUACACAGUAAGAUGAAAGAGUUAGAAUGUGGGGAAUGUGGGAAACAUUUUACACGAAAGAGUCAUCUCAAGAGACACAUACUAAGACAUAAUGGUAUAAAAGAGUUUGAAUGUGAGGAAUGUGGGAAACAUUUUGCACAAAAGGGUGAUCUCAAGAGACACAUACUUGGACAUAGUGGUUUAAAAGAAUUUGAAUGUGGGGAAUGUGGGAAACAUUUUGCACAAAAGAGCGAUCUCAAGAGACACAUACUUGGACACAGUGGUAUAAAAGAGUUUGAAUGUGAGGAAUGUGGGAAACAUUUUACAAAAAAGAGUAGUCUCAAAACACACAUACUUGGACACAGUGGUAUAAAAGAGUUCGAAUGUGACGAAUGUGGGAAACAUUUUGCACGAAAGAGUGAUCUCAAGAGACACAUAAUUGGACACAGUGGAAUUAAAGAGUUUGAAUGUGAGGAAUGUGGGAAACAUUUUACAAAAAAGAGUAGUCUCAAAACACACAUAAUUGGACACAGUGGUAUAAAAGAGUUUCAAUGUGAGGAAUGUGGGAAACAUUUUGCAAAAAAGAGUGGUCUCAAAACACACAUGCUUCUACACAGUGGUUUAAAGGAGUUUGAAUGUGAUGAAUGUGGGAAAUGUUUCUCCCAGAAGGGUACUCUCAAACAUCAUAAACUUGUGCAUGAAAAAACUUCUACCAUGGCCUAAGUAUGUUACCAUGACAUAAAAAAAUAUGUUUGAAAAAUAAUCUUGUGUUAGUUGAGGGGUAUUCUAUGAGUCUAAUAGAACUUGUAGCUGCAGUCAUUUUGCUAACAUGUAAUAGUCACAUGUACUGUAGAUGCAGCCAUUUUGAUUUGGCUUGGUCAAGCCAGGUAGUGAUGUUGUUGACCUAGUUGUCACUUGUACCCAGUAUAUUGUACAUUAAUAUUUGUGAUGUACUAACAUGUAUUGUACAGUUCUGGACCGAAGUUUCUGGUACACUCAAGGUGGAGAGUACGAAGUCCACCCCCACCCUUAUUGGAUGGCGGGUCCGCUGUCCAGCCAUCACCCUCCCCACACAAACUGCACCCUUGUAGUUCAACAAUCGAGCUUUGAUAUUUCCAUUUCUCAAUAAGGACUACGAAAGGAUAUCAUUCUUUUGUUUGUUUGAUUCACAAAACAAUUUACCAUAUCAAGUUUUAUAUAAUUUGAUAUAAUUGUUACAAGGUCAUUAGAUAAUAAUGACAUUGGAUAGAGUGUGUCUAUGUUUUAAACAACGUUAAUUAGAUAUUUAUAAUGAUGUUGAUAUGAGGAGAAAUAUUGAAAGUACGAGGGUGGAAAUCACAUUUAUUUUUAAUAGUUACCAACACAGUUCAUACAGAAUCUCAAUAGCCUGUCCAAUGACCUCCCUUUUCUAUAACCUCCUGGAGUCUUUUUGGGACUGCACAUUAUCAGAAAGAUUAUUCAAUCUAAUUGGAUGGCUUGGUGCAUUAUCUAAGAGGAGCAAGGCUUUGUUGGAUAUAUUUCGCUUGUUACUGUACCUUUCAACAGCAGGGGCAAAAUAGUUUGUGAACCAGUUUUGAAAAAGGCUCAUGGUCAUCCAAGCUUUCUUGUUUGAAUGCUUAGGCUUGGCGAAGCCCUUGAAAGGGGCUUUAAUUUCAUUUCACCAGUAGCAUUUCCUCCCAAAAGAAGAGUCAGACGAUCUUUUGAAGCUUUAAAACCUGGUGCCGACUUUUCUAAUUUGGAAUUGAACAUCCUAGCAGGCAUGCGCUUCCAAAUAAGUCCGGUUUCAUCCAUUUUGUACAAGUGCAGCUUCUCUAUCAGCACUGGCAGCUUCACCGACCAUCUUAAUGUAAUGUAACUGAAGGCGCUUCUUAAACCUUUCAAACCAUCCUUUACUCGCCUGAAAAGGUUUUGCAUCAGAACUUGCACCUUAUUCUUUCUGCAAAUCCCCAUACAAACUUUUUGCUUUCUCCUGAAUGAUCAUCGUACUUUGCUGCACAUUCUGUUUUGUUUGGUCUUCAAUCCACAAAUUCAACAGUCUUUCCAUAUUAAGCAUCACAUCACUUCGAUGAAAAAACAAUGUAUGAGCAGUUAAAGGAGUAGCCGAUUUAGCACUUGACCUAACUUUGUCUUUAUUAUCACUUAUUGUGCUCACUGCAGAUGUAGCAAGGCCUAAUGUAUUUGCAUUCUGGAUAAGUUUUUCUCCCGUAUCAAACCUCCAUAAAACAUCAAGCUUAAUGUCCAAUGUAAUUCCUUUAUGGGAUCUUUUAGCACCACUGCUUUCACUUGAACUCGAUGGCCUAUUUCCACUCAUCUUGAAUAAGGGUACACAGUAAUACAGUCCCGAAUACAGAAGUACAGUUUGUAAGUGUCGCACGACCAAGCGCUCAAGACCGCAUGUGAGUUCAAACAGAGCGGGUUAGUAUGGCUUGGGUACGCGACGUCCCCACUGUACAGUCUUGUAGCAACCACCAAGAAGUUCACACAAAAUAAAUUUUAUAAUUUGAUUUUUUUUCUAAUAGUACAGGUAUUGAAAAAAAAAAUUAACUUAUAAUUUUUGUACCCAAUUUCCAUAAUGGCAAAUUUUUUGUCCUUAUCCCAGAUAUAUGGGUCAUAAUUUACAAAAUCCGUAAGAGUGAAUUUCUGUAACCUGAGUUUCCAUAACCCGGGGGAUGCCUGUAGAUAAGGUAUAAUGUAGAAAUAUAAAACCUUUGCAAAUCCUUUUAUUCUAUUUGUUAUUCUUUAUGGUAAAACUACUACCAUUUACAGUAAUUUCAAUGAGCUGCAUGACCUAACAUAUUGCAAACAUCAUGCCUUGUAUUACAGUAUUGCAUCUCCAGCAAUGAAUUUAGCCAUGAGAAGUGCUGUGGAGUGCCUUAUCAUCUGAGUAUACAGUAUAUCACUUUUCCAAAAAUCCUCGUCUUUCUCAAUGUAGAGCUGAGCAAAAGCCAGUCUCCUUGCCCAGCUUCCUUCUGUCAAGUGUUCUUUCCUUGCGGGAGCGCAGUGGUGUAGACCCACCUAAUGUAACUUUCGUCAGACACCACGAACUGCAAGCUCUCCCUUGUGGACUCUGCGAUUAUGAAGUGGUCCGCCUGGCUGCUGCGGUGAUGUUGCCAUACCCAGCUGGAGUAGUCCUCCAUACAGCACCUUAUCUUGCUGAGAAGAGAACGGGAAGCAUAUAUAACUUGGUAAUAUUAAAUGCAUCAGUAAUAUUUUACUAUUACUGUAUAGUGAAAUUGAUGAAGAGUGCUCUGCUGGCUCAAUAAUAGCUUACCCAGGUUGGUCAUAUUUCCGCUUUCCUCCCACCUCCUGAUUCCCUUGCCUACAGUUGUGGGGGACAUGCCAAGCUCAUACGCAAUGGCACGUAUGGAGACGCUAGAAUCAUGGAGGCUGAUGAUUCUUCCUUUCAAGACUAACUAUCUCUUCCUUCCUGUUCAUGUCUGGUCGGUGGAGCUACUGAACACCGUCGGCUGUAAUGGUGUUGACAACACCUCAGUUGAAACUUAUCCUGCUGUCUGGUGUGCAAUAAAUUGGCCACAUCGUUCACCGCUAACUUGGGAUGCAGUGGUAAAACGUCCUCUUCAGAACCAUAGUAUCCCUUACAUUCCUGCUUAGUAUGCUGACUACCAUUCAGAGGGAAAAUACAGCUAGAGAAUUCUGACAUCAUUGCAAAUCCUAGCCACCAAGACACACACUCCACUAUGCCAUGAUUAUCUAAUAAUGUUGUAACUAUUAUAUCAAAUAAUGUAAAACUUGAUUGGGUAAAUUGUUUGAUGAAUUUAAUAAACAAAUCAAUGCCAUCCUUUCCCAGUUCUUAGUGAGAAAUGGAAGUAUCAGAGCUUGAUUGUUGAACUGCGAGGAUAUUUGUUUGUGUAUUGGGGACGAUGGACGGACAGCGGUCAGCAGACCCGCUGUCCAGUACAGGUGGGGCAAACUUUAAACACCCUCCACCUUGACUGUAUCAGAAACUUCAUUGCAGGUCUGUACAUAAGAACUGUAAUGUAGUAACAUAUAUUGUGCAUUAACAACUGUGGUGUACUAACAUGUAUUGUACAUUAACAACUGUGAUGUACCAACAUGCAUUGUACAUUAACAACUGUGAUGUACUAACAUGUAUUGUACAUUAACAACUGUGAUGUAUUAACAUGUAUUGUACAGUCCCCCCAAAAAAGUAUCGUUAGCCAUGGGGUUGAUGUGAUUCAAGGCUUUCCGAGCAAUGUUACUCGAUUUGUUUUUGAACGGGUGGUAGUUCUACGUCAGUGUCCUUUUACCAUGAAAGAGUACUGUAUAUACAUUUUCAAGCAAUACAUACAUUAAUGUAGCUGUAUAUGGAUAUCUUGUUAAAUUGUAGUAUAUACAGUAGUACAGGGAUAUAUCAUCCAAGGACAACUCCCUCCCCCAAUCCUACUCCCAUCUCUAGCUGUUGCUGGUAUGGCGAGCAGGUGUAUCAACUUAUGAUGAUGCACUGGGGAUCAUAUCAAAGCAUUUUGUCUAACGUUUCAAAUUGUUAUGACAUAAAAUUUAACGAUACUUUUUUGGGGACUGUACAUUAGCAACUGUGAUAUAAGAACAUAAGAACAUAAGAAUGGAGGAAACUGCAGCGGGCCUAUUGGCCCAUACUGGGCAGUCCCGUUUACACCCAACCCCUAUUGCUCAUAUGAGCAUCCAACCUAUGUUUGAA